Messenger RNA from Phlebotomus argentipes, 3955 nucleotides. It is a transcript of the gene OtopLc, whose product is annotated as proton channel OtopLc. Gene Ontology annotation, cellular component: membrane. The record is from RefSeq and is a predicted model, not a curated record. The transcript has 11 exons. Gene Ontology annotation, molecular function: proton channel activity. Gene Ontology annotation, biological process: proton transmembrane transport. The coding region runs from base 214 to 2991 and encodes 925 amino acids. NCBI's taxonomy places the organism in Eukaryota, Metazoa, Arthropoda, Insecta, Diptera, Psychodidae.
CCCCGACCGUCGUGUGAAGUGGUUGUGCGCUCGGUGAUUCCCCGAAACUACCCAUCUCUGUCCCACCAACGAUAACGAAAAACCACCAGAAACGUAUUCACUCUAGUGUAGUUUAGCCAGUGAUUUUGAACGCUUUUUUGGACAUGGAAGAGUGCGGAAAGUGGCGGAAAUUCGGGAGUGUCUGAGAAGGGAUUAGAGUAAGUGCGCGUGACGAUGGAUAGCUCACCGGAUUUGUCGCUGAAACUCCGGCGUGGAUCUUCGGAUUCGCGCGAAUCCUUCUACAUGGAUUUCGCCCAGGGCAUCGACUCGGACAUUGAGGAAGUGACGACGAUCGUCGAGCCGCCGCCACCUGUUGUGGUGUCGCCGCCGCCGCCGGAAGUUGUUGUGCCCGUGCAGGAGGUGCUGAUCGCUCCGCCGGUGAUUGUCGAGGAGGAGGACGAGGCCAUUUUGAGCGAUGCGGGCGAGGAGGAGAUUGAGGAGGAAGAGGAGCAGGAGGAGGAGGAGCCUGAGGAGCAGGAGCCUGAGGAGGAGGUCGAUGAGGGACUAGAGGUGGAGCCUGAAGAGGUGCCCGAGCCCGCUGAGGUGGCACAAAGUGUGGAAGAGAAGGAAAUUGAAGCGGAAAGUGAACCUGAGGAAGUGAAUUUGGGUGAUGUUGAUGAACAGCCAGCGGUGGAGGAGGAGGAGAAAGCCAGCGCCGUGGAGGAGCCUGAGACGCCCGAGCAGGUGGAGGACGACACUGAAUCUCACACGACCUCUCUGCCGCCGCCCCCAACCCCGCCGCCGCCGCCCACGGACAUUGACGAAAGCUCUAGCAACGAUGUGGGCAGCGAGCAAUUGGCCGCUUCGCCAUCAUCGGCCAACAAUACGAUCGUCUCACCGGAAACACUGAGUCACCACACGUCUCCGGCCAAGUCGCCGCCUCUGCUGCUGCAGGCUCCAAAGUCCCCGCCGUCGCACCAUGUGACCAUCGACGAGAGCCCGCUGAGGUCGUCGCGACCGCAGAGCCCGCCCAGGACGGGCACAACGUCCGCCGAGGCGCUGAUCUCGCACGAGUCCGAGACGUGCAUCGUGGAGACGAGGAGCUCCACGCCAAAUCAGCUGGCCCUGUCGACGCCCACGUGCUCCACCAGCGGCACCACGCAGCACCUGGCGCUGCUCUAUCACCACACCACGCACCAGCACCUGCAUCCCAUCCUCACGCAGUCCAGGCGGCUCUCGCGCCUCCCGGAGACCUCCAUGAUGCGCUAUUCGGCGGCUCCGCAGAAGGAAAUCCGAGCAAUCGAUGCAUUCACCACGACUCUCUCGGCGCUCUAUGGAAAAUUGAUCGUGAUUAUGGGGGUGGCGUUUCCGCUGUCUGAGGUCAUCUCCACGUACAUUCCGCCAUCGUUCUAUGAGAGCUUCUAUCUCUAUCUCUACAUCGGCAGCAUGGUGUUCCUGCUCUUCAUGUACGCCACUCUGCUGUGGGGCCGCCCGAAGACCGUCUACACGACGAGUGUGAAGCAGACCAAAGCGCCGCCCAAGAGGUCGUCAUCGUGCAGCUCCAACAGCGGAAAUGAGUCCGACCGGGAGAGCGAGGGCAGCUCGGGGAACAGGCAGCUCAAUGUGGCCAUCUCGCCGCCCCCCAGGAGGCCCUCCCUCUUGCCCGUGAGCGCCUCUGGGCAGCAGCACUAUGGCAGCUUCUACCUGCGAAUGGGAGCCGUUGCUUUCGGCAUCGGGAGUAUGAUUUACUCUGGUCUGGAGUUUGGGCAGUACUUCGAGCUGGAGAGGGACACCAAAUGCCACAAUGUGCUCCUGGCUCUCACUCCGGCCACGAGGAUGGCGUUCAUUUUCAUUCAGAUGUACUUUAUCUUCCUGAAUAAUGAGCAAAUUAAAGUGUAUCGACACAAAAUUCUGGCGCGAUUCGGCCUCAUGCACAUGAUCGGCACGAAUUUGUCCGUGUGGCUGAACGUCCUUAUUCAGGAGACGAAACAUGAGAUUCUCACUUUCUACGAUCCGGAGAACAGAACACUCAAGAUUUCCCAUCGAUUGGGCCACAAGACAGCCAUUCAUCCUCCGGACACAUCGGUUCACUUGCGCGUUCCUCGCGGGCUGAAGGGUCCUCACCACAUCUUUGAGUGUCGCCGGACGAACAUUAUCGGAACGCUGGUGCAGGACGCGUCGCCCUUCCUUUUUCCCUGCACCAUUGAAUAUUCGCUCAUCUGCGCCGCUAUUCUCUACGUGAUGUGGCGUAACGUGACCAAUCCACCUCAGGAGACGCCCGUGCGACGGGACUUGUCCUCCUUCAAGCGCUCGCCUCAUCACUACUCCGUGGACUGCGCCAGGGCGCACAAGGGCCUCUUCGUGGGCAUCCUGAUCCUCGUGUUGACCAUCAUUUCGCUGAUUCUCUUCUUCGUGCUCAUCUCGCGGCCGGAGUUUGUGGCCUUCGCCGUGACGGAGGUGACGGUGUGCGAGCUGACGCUGUACGCCACGGCCACGAUUGCCACGCUGAUCGGCAUGAUUCAGGUGAGGCAUUUGCAGUACGACGCGGAGAGGAGCUUCCAGUUGGACGACAUCCUGCUGGUGGGCGCGCAGUCGGGACUGUUCCUCUACAGCACUUUCACAGUCAUCGGCGGCCACUUCACGCUGCGCAAGGACACGAUUCUCGUGCUGAUCAACGCGCUGGCGUCCAUUGUGCAGACCGCCUGCCAGACAAUGUUCAUCCUGGACGCGAGUCGCAGAAACGCCGCCACGCCGGAGCACAUCCGCAAGAAGCCCGGGCGCGAGAUUGUGACGUUCCUGCUGGUGGCCAAUCUGGCCAUGUGGGCCAUCAGCACGCUGGAGAAAUCCCGCGCCGAGAGCCACCCGAUCCAGCUCAACUUCUACGGUCUCUGGGCGUGGACCAUCAUCACGCACGUGUCCAUGCCGCUGGCCAUCUUCUACAGGUUCCACAGCACCGUGUGCCUCUGUGAGAUCUGGAAGAGGGCCUACAAGCUCAAGCCCACGUACAUGUGAAGACUUUCACGCCAAAAUACUCUCUUUUUAACCUCUUAAGAACGUAUUCAACAACAUAUUACUCAUCAUCAUUAUCAAGUUUAAUGUUAUAAAAUCGUAUUUUCUGCGGACAAAAUACGAAAAAAAAAUCUUUCCUUAUGAUAAACCAAAAAAAUGAAGAACAAAAAUAAUCAAACGAAAGAAUGAAACUUAUCCCAAAGACAAGUCUAGUGUAAAGCCGUAGAUUUUAGAAUCGUAGGUCUUCUCUUCCCUUUUAAUUCCCUAUACAGAAAUGCAUUUUUUCGAUGGAUUUUGGGACAUUUUGAUAAAAUAUGACAAGAGAUUUAUUAGAAAGUGUAGAAAUUAAACGGGAACAAUCUUUUUUGAGAGCAUUUUUGAUCCAUUUGUACAUUGCUAUGAGGGAUUUACAAUCGAUAUAGGACACUAUUUUUUCACAAUCAAUUGUUUUUCACAAUUCUCUAGGUGAAAUCUCUCAAAUUUUCAUUAUGUAGGUUAGGAUCUUUAUCAAGGAUAUGGGAGAAUAGGAUGAGGAGAUAGUGUGCAAAAGGCAUUGUGUAUAUUUUAAAUUUGUGAAUCAAUCUUCCUUUUGGCCAUUUUGAUGACAAGUUUUUGCAUAUUUUUCAGAGUGGAAAAUCGAAGAAUUUAUAUUGUGUAAUUGAAAGGAAAAAAGUCUAGUUAUGACGCUUUGCAGAUAUAUUUAUUUAUUCGAGAGUUGCAAAAUGAUAUUGUGUUGUUUUUUAGUCUCAGCAAUACUCUUUGUGUUUUCUAUUGAUGAAAUAUUAUAUACCGAUUCGGGGGAUUAAUGUAGCGUUUAAGGAGUUAUUUAUUGCUUAGCGUGGAUUCGGAUUAUCAGGUUUUGCCAGCAAAAAUCUGUAUUUCAAUCAAAAUGUCUAACCAAAUCGGCCCAAUGGUCGCAGGGGAGAUUUUUUGUAACUUAUUGCAUUAAUAAUAUUAAACGAUAUUU